Alternaria burnsii is the source of this 1977-nucleotide messenger RNA. RefSeq lists its product as uncharacterized. The transcript is spliced from 4 exons. The record is from RefSeq and is a predicted model, not a curated record. Bases 1 to 1977 code for a protein of 658 amino acids. NCBI's taxonomy places the organism in Eukaryota, Fungi, Ascomycota, Dothideomycetes, Pleosporales, Pleosporaceae.
AUGGCCAUGGACAACACUACGCUCCACACCUUCCUCUUUCACUGCCCAGCUGCACUGCGCAGUGUAGUCUUACUCGGAUCUUGGGACAACUUUCUGCGACCCUAUCCAUUAGAACUUGACGUACGCGGGGGCCGAAAUCUCUGGAAAGGUUGCUUUACCUUUUUAGAUAUUAUUUGCGACGGCGAUCUGGACCAACAUACUCCAAGGCGGGACGGACCUCUGAAGAUGGGUGGCACCUACUGGUACUACUACAAAGUAGAUGAGGAUGAAGAAUGCCACAAUCCGUCUGAGGAAUCAACGACGUUUUGUCCUCUUCUGCCCGGACAGCGCCUUAACGUCCUGGAUGUACCUCGCGAGGGGCACAGCCGUAGUGCCUCUGAUACCUCCUCCGCUUUCACCCGGGAUCCCAAAGAUAGGUCUAGUGAAGAAUCACAUGUCAUGCCCCUACCAUCGCCUUGGACUCCAAAAUCGGCGACGCAUCCCCCUGCAGAUGGCUUCCUGUCUCCACAUGUAGUGCGCCAUGCUCGAAGUGCAUCAGCAUCGCCUUAUAUGCCAUCGACACCUAUCUUCCCGGACUUCAAGCUUUUGAAGGAGAAGCUUGCAUCGAAGCGAUCUGCAUCAAGAAAUCACAGUGCAUCCAAGACCAGGGAGCUAGACAUCAGUGCGCCGGUGCUUGUUAGUGGGGGCGAGGAGCUCAACCUCAUUCCAUUAUCAAUUUACCGACCGUCAUUUGAAUCUAUCAGAGAAGCUGAGGGUGCGGCACCGCGUUCAGUGCCAAAUAUCCGAAGGGAGUUCUCUCCGUUGACGUCGCAUCCGGUGGAUCUUGAUCAUGAUUCACUAUUCGGGCCUGCCGAGCUACCCACUGUUGAUGAGCGCCCUAUCAGGCGACGUCGCUCGCAUGUACCUUCGACUGUUAUUACAAGCGAGUUCAAGGUUGAGCAAAGCCGUGUCCGUGCUAAUUCCGCCGACACAAGACGGACCCAACAUUACCUAUUUUCUAACGAUCCUUGGCUAUCCUCACCGAAGCUUCAGCAACAAUUUGAAACCGAGGAUCGAGUGGUAGAAGACGAUACCCCUCCAGCUCCUGUACUAUCACGACCGUCAACCUUCCUCGGUGUAUCUGUUUCAGAUGAGCGACCUACAUCGAGUCAUGGCAGUGUUCACAGCACGAACCUUCGACAGUCACCAUUUGACAAAGAGCUCCCAGCACUUCCCCGUUAUCUGAUACCCGCACCACUCUACACAUGCAACGAAGCAUCAGCCAGCGGAAUACCAGCUGAUGAACUGGAAGACGAGUUCGAGGAAGCUGACGAUGACGAACGCCUUGACCACUUCAGCGUGCAAUUCCAGGAAAAGGCUCGCAGUCACUUUUCCACAUGGAGUAACGACUCCAUCGGCUACAACUCCCCAACCUCUUCCAACGAGGACGAUGAAGCCGUCUUCUCGCCAACCUUCAGCUCCCUCACCAGCAACGACAGCGACAUCGAUACUCCUCAAGGCCUCUUAAUCCGCUACUCGUAUGCCUCAGCCCAACAAGUACAAACCGAGGCCUCGAAACAUAUGUCCAUGACCCCCGAAAUUCAGAACAUCGACAACAACUACAAUUAUAAUGAUACUUCUUCCAAUGAUGAAGAAGAAGACGACCGUCAAUCCCCCUACCGUCUUUCGACCCCACCGCAACUAAAUGAACUCCGCAUCUCAACAUUCGGCUCUGAUCUCUUCAAAGUUGAGACUAGCGGGCAGCAUUCUGAUGCGGUCUCGUCGCGUCGGUCGUCGCGGCGCCAAGCUGCUUGUUUUGGACUUGGCUUCCAGUACAGUCUGCCCGAGCAGGACGUUGGGAGUAAGACUACCAUUGAAGAGCCUGUCGGAGGUAGUGAGCGUCUCGAGCCGACGGUCAGCGUGAGGAGAGAUAGGGAGAUAAGUGGUGUGCAUGCGCUUAUGGAAGAUUUCGCGUUUUUGGGUGACGCGGUUAUCUGA